Messenger RNA from Cololabis saira (Pacific saury), 1669 nucleotides. Its product is annotated as putative nuclease HARBI1. Lineage: Eukaryota; Metazoa; Chordata; Actinopteri; Beloniformes; Belonidae. The transcript has 3 exons. The coding region runs from base 203 to 1018 and encodes 271 amino acids. The record is from RefSeq and is a predicted model, not a curated record.
AAUCGCGCCAUCCCGGUGCACCUGCAGGUGCUGACGACUCUCGGUUUCCUGGCAACCGGCUCGUACCAGCGGGAAUUAGCCGACAGGUAUGUGAUUAAAAAUGAAUGUUACAUGUCCUGCCUAAAGCCCCAUUUGAGGUACGAUAUAAUAUCUAAAUUCUGUCUUCAGGUCUGGGAUAUCACAGCCGUCGCUGAGCGCAAUAAUGCCAUCCGUAAUGGAUGGCAUUCUAAAAAUGAGCAGUCGAUACAUCGGGUUUCCCUACACUGUGGGUGAACAGGCCAACAUUAAAAGGCAAUUUGCAGCAAUGGCAGGUUUCCCAAAUGUGAUCGGUGCCAUUGACUGCACCCAUAUUGCUAUAAGGGCUCCAACCGAAAAUGAAUUCGUCUAUGUGAACCGGAAAAAUGUGCACACCAUCAAUGUUCAAGUUACGUGUGAGACGAACAUGGUUCUGACGAACAUAGUGGCACGGUGGCCUGGCUCGACACAUGACGCAUUCAUCCUGACGCACAGCAGUAUAGGGAGAAGACUGCAGGCCGGCGCUGCGCGUGAUGGCUGGCUCCUUGGUGACAGUGGCUACCCCCUGAGGCGAUGGCUCCUCACCCCAUUUACAAACCCGCAGAGCGAGGAGGAGGUGCGCUACAACAUCACCCAUGCGCGCGGGCGCUCCGUUGUGGAGCGAGCCAUCGGCCUCCUCAAAUGUCGGUGGAGGUGUCUGGAUCGCUCGGGGGGCAUGCUAUUGUACCACCCUGCAAAAGUGUGCAAAAUAGUCCGGGCGUGUGCUGUGCUGCACAACAUGGCACUAAAAGAUGCCAUUCCACUGCCACCCGACCUCCCUCCCCCACAGCACCAGGACCCCGACACACAGCCACCACCUCGACAUGAGGAACACCAGCAGGGCGCAAGGCUCCGUGAACGCGUCAUGCAGCGGAUAACAAGACAACACAGUGUCAGUCAAGACGCGGCCACUGACAGGAACGCCAUGCGCUCUGGUGCUGGUGCUGGUGCUGGGGACAGCUAAGCCUGCAGCCGCGGUGCCAGACCAUGACGUGCCCGGAACCUCCUCGUCGUCCGACGCUUCCAAGUGGAGGAUGACUGAGGACAGAACAGAAAGUUCAAUGUGCCUUAACUUGUUAUCAUUUAUUUUAAUAAACUGAUAAAACUGUACUUACCGCUGUCCUCUGUGGUCUCCGCCAAGUCGGCGUCUCCGUCCUUCUCCGACACGAUGCCACACACGCUGGCUGGCCCAAUUAUAGAGGCUAUUCGGGUGUCCAGCGGUGUGGGCUCGGGUGUGCCCGGGCCUCCACCUGUCGCAGACACGCUCUGGCGGUGUUGGGCCACUCUCCUCUUGGCCUCCACCUUCAGGUCAGACCACUUCUUCUUAAGUUCUGCCACUGAUCUUUCAGUGGCAUUCACGGCGUUUACCGCGGCAGCGACGUGUUGCCACUCACUUGCCUUCCUCUUAUUAGUUAUACCGCUACUGUAACCACCAAAUAGUGUACUUUUCCUGGCCUCCACCUCAUCUACCAGCACCUCGAUCUCGGUCUCCUCAAAGUUCCUCUUUCUGCUCUUCCCCGCCAUGGUUUUUGAGUGUAAAACGCCGUUGAUCGGAUGAUUUAUAUGCAAAUUUAGUCGACACAGGUGCAUUGCAUUUACCAUUCUUGAUGGAAAA